GUUUCGUCUUCAGUCGGCAUCGGUGUCCCCCAGCACUGAAAACUGGGUCGUUAUCUCCCAGGACACGGCUACACCAAACAUUUGGAUCCGGUGGGGAAGGAAACCAAAUUCAAACCCUCAUUCAGUCUCAUCCUUUGGCAUAUAUUAUUACACGUGUCUACAUGUGUCGACAGAUGAACCGUGAUGCUUCUCUCCAGCCUCCACCUCAGCUUUGUAUUAUUACACAUGCCGUAACCCCAGAACUUCCUCUAACCCCCAGUAUUCGAAGUGCAGCUCCAGCAUGUAAAGCUGCUCCAACCCUAGAGAGAAAUUCAAGAGAAAUUACUUUUACUGGAAAUUUAGGAAAAAAAACGAAAGAUUAAUGGAGUGAAAAAUGCAAAGCGGGAAGAACGCGAUGGAGUCGAUAAAAGAAGCAGCUGCUAAUAUAGCAGCCUCUGCUAACUCUGGCAUGGAAAAGACCAAACCCACCGUGCAAGAAAAGGUGGAGAAGAUGAAAUGCAGCGACCCAAUUGAAAAGGACGUGGCGGCCGGAAAGAAAGAGGAGAGAAUAGUCGAUGCCGAGAUCAACAAACGUAAUGCCAUGGAGCAAAACGCCGCGGCUCGGCGGGAUGAGGCAGGGGCUACCGGCUAUACUGCGACCGGUGCUGGCACUGGAACACACACGUAUUCUACGACUGGGGCCACAGGGCAGCCGACUGGAACUCACCAGAUGUCCGCACUACCUGGCCACGGCACCGGUCAGCCUGCGGGCCAAGUGACGGAGGGUGCGGUGGGCGCGCACCCUGUUGGGAUCAACACGGGUACGGGUCGGACCACAGCCCACAACACUCGUGUUGGCGGGAAUGUACCUAACUAUGGGACUGGUGGGACCUAUAAUUGAGAUAGACUCUUUGUUUUUGAAUUAUGGGCCUUGGUGUGGGCCUAAAAACUUUUUUGUGGGUCAAUGUGUAAUAUGUGGUGUUUUUAUAGGUAACGGUUUUGGUGGGUUGAAGUUGUUUAUCUUGAUAUUUGCUUAGUUUUUAGUAGUAUAAAAUUUGGAGUCUUUGAAGUCACUAAUUUUGGUUUAUUGAUUUUAUCA
Molecule: messenger RNA, 1078 nt
Organism: Pyrus x bretschneideri (Chinese white pear)
Lineage: Eukaryota; Viridiplantae; Streptophyta; Magnoliopsida; Rosales; Rosaceae
Product: 18 kDa seed maturation protein-like
Exons: 2
Coding region: 374-880 (168 amino acids)
Biological process (GO): embryo development ending in seed dormancy
Source: RefSeq, a predicted model, not a curated record